This is a messenger RNA of Cuscuta campestris, 1865 nucleotides long. The record is from the annotation of a GenBank genome assembly. NCBI's taxonomy places the organism in Eukaryota, Viridiplantae, Streptophyta, Magnoliopsida, Solanales, Convolvulaceae.
AUUUAAUUUGGGACGGAAGAAUUAUUAUUUUGGAAAGAAUGGAAUAAGACAAAUAAAAAAGAAAAACAACUUAGGGCGCCACAUAUAACGGAACUCUGCGAGAAAGAAACUGCACUGAAAUGGAGGAAAGUUCGUUCGUUAAUGCGUGCUCAUGCAUUCUCCUCCCUCUCUCCCUCUCUACCACACACAUUGGAAACACGAUCAAACCGGUGGUGGCGGUUUACGGCCGUAGGCGGUGGAUUCCGGGAGGUUCAGCUACCUCUGCAACUCCCUUUUUUUCCUGCUCUCGAAGUGUGCGGUGAUUGUCUGAGGAUCCAAUCGAUUGGGAUCCAGACGGAAAGGAUAUGGCGUGCAGGCGCAGACACGGCGGGAUCUCGAGGUCGUCCACAUUCAAUGAAGAUCUUCUCCGUCCGUCCCUGGAGGAUGAUGACGGCGACUCGUUCUCCUCCUCCGCGUCUCAGUCUUUGGCCGCCCAGGCUAUUAGAGCCUCCGCUGCUCACCGUGAAUCCUCCGCCAACGCUCAGCCUUCCUUCCGAGAUCGAUCUAAGGUGCUACAGAAUCAGGGCGGUCCUACAUAUGAUUAUACGUCCAUGACGAGUACAAAUGAAGGGGGCGGUUUUUGGGGUGUUCUGGCUAGGAAAGCUAAAGCAAUUCUCGAGGAUGAUACCAUGUCCCGACAGUUUGAAGCCCGGAGCAUCAAUUCUCCAAGAGCCAGCCAGACUUCCCAGUACCAUCAGUCAGUUCAACACCCUUAUGGUUCUAGAAAAACAGACAGUCCUUCACUCCAUAAGGGCUGGGAUGCACUUACAUCUUCGCUCAACCAAAGUGGUGGUGCCAUUGGAACUGCAUUUCAGGAAGGACGAACUACAAUUGAGAACAAGUCUGCAGGCAUCGUUCAAGAAACACGAAAACUGCAGAUCAGGAAAAAGGGGUCCAAUAAUCUUGAUGAAGAAAAUCAGGAGUCUGGUGUAUCUAGCCCGUGGCAUCAACUCUCACCACAACCACCUCAGCUGCAGAUGCAUACUAGUCCAGAAGAUCAACUCAAGGCAUCUCGCGACGUGGCAAUGGCAACAGCUGCCAAAGCUAAACUUCUCUUGCGAGAACUAAAAACUGUUAAAGCAGACUUAACAUUCGCAAAACAGCGAUGCUCUCAGCUAGAAGAUGAAAAUAGGAUGCUUCGAGAUGCUCGUGAAAAGGGAGGCAUCCCCGCUGAUGAUGACAUGAUAAGACAUCAACUCGAAACCUUACUAGCUGAGAAGGCCAGAUUAGCAAACGAGAAUGCUGUUUAUGCACGGGAGAAUCGGUUCUUGAGAGAAAUUGUGGAAUACCACCAACUGACAAUGCAGGACGUGGUGUAUUGGGAUGACGAGGGCGACAUUGAAGAAGUUGCAGAUGUUUACCCUCACAAUCCUCCUGGUGGGGGAGUCUCAAGGGCAUUCUCGUCCACCCCGCCAUCCCCUUCGUCCCCUCGUUCACUCCCUGACACAACCUCCUCUCUCGCCAAGUCUCCCGUGAUGAUGAGGAGAAGCUCUUCUGUCACCAAGUUUCCUCUUCCCCUCUCGCCGCAAAGAACGACAGAUGUUGUUCCCCAGCUCGAAGCACCACCAUCUUUCAAAACAGAAGGUUCCAGGAGACACUAACUUCAUCCCUUUCCCCUUUUUAAUUAAUUUCCUUCCAUAAACACUCACUUUAAUACUUCAUAUACUACACAUCUUUACUGUAUUUUCCCAUAUGAAGGUUUUCUUUUAUUUAAAAAAAAACCCAAAAAAGUGGGGGUUGAAGAUUAAUUAUUUUUCCUGUAUAUGUAAGUUUCUCAUGUUAGUUUUUUGGGAUUUUUGGUACUCAAAUAAGAGCAGGAUUCCCUC